This is a messenger RNA of Tarenaya hassleriana, 695 nucleotides long. RefSeq lists its product as uncharacterized. The transcript has 2 exons. Gene Ontology annotation, biological process: regulation of DNA endoreduplication. The coding region runs from base 130 to 447 and encodes 105 amino acids. NCBI's taxonomy places the organism in Eukaryota, Viridiplantae, Streptophyta, Magnoliopsida, Brassicales, Cleomaceae. The record is from RefSeq and is a predicted model, not a curated record.
UAUCUCUCUCUCUCUCUCUCUCUUUCUCUAUCUCUCUCAUUAAACACAUAAGAAAGAUCAAAGCUUUUAAUUCCUUUUCAUCUUUCUUCCUUCUCCAGAAACGAUACUUCACCAGAACUUCCUAAAGCUAUGGGAUUUUCCGGCAAACCACCCCAACUCGACGGCGGGGUACGCGAAACCGGCGACGGCAAGAAAUGGGUCAUCGCGGGAAUUUCGAUUCGAGCACCGCUGAAGCCGAUACGAGCGAAUCCAACCACCGAAGCCGAGGAGGAAGAGGAGGAGUCUCCGACGACUCCGACCGCGGUUUCUGUUAGAAUUCCGGUGGUUCCGGCGUGUCCUCCGCCGCCGAAGAAGCGGAAGCCGGCGUUGAAGUGCAGCUGCGGCGGGGCCCGUGAGUUCUUCUCCCCGCCGGAUCUUGAGACUGUCUUCAUACAAAGAGCUAGUUAGCUGGUUUCGAUACAUGUUGCUUUUUCUUUGACCCAUAUCUGACCAAGGCUAGUUUCUAGGGUUCCAACUAAGAAUUACCAGCGUUUCAGUUAAUUUCUCAAUUUCUAUUUUAGAAUUGUAGAUUGUGAUUUCAGUUUUAGAUUAUGUGAUUAAAAGUUUAUCUCUUGUGGUUUUUGAAUCUUUGUUGUUUAGUUCUAUUGGUGUUAGAAUCCCCAAUCUAACGGUAGUGAUUACUUGAGUUAGAUGUC